GCCCUACCGCAGCGCGGGUGGCUGGGACCUUUGGUGGUGGGGGUUGUCGAGGUCGCGCAGAGCUGUGGGUUCUGCUCUCUUUGACGGCGCCCCAGCGCGAACAGCUGUCGCCAUGUCGUCAGUGAGCCCCAUCCAGAUCCCUGGACGCCUCCCGCUGCUGCUCACCAAUGAGGGCGUGCUACUGCCUGGCUCCACCAUGCGCACCAGCGUAGACUCGGCCCGCAACCUGCAGCUGGUGCGGAGCCGCCUGCUUAAGGGCACGUCGCUGCAGAGCACAAUCCUGGGGGUGAUCCCCAAUACGCCGGACCCGGCCAGCGACGCGCAGGACCUGCCGCCGCUGCACAGGAUUGGGACGGCUGCCCUGGCGGUUCAGGUUGUAGGCAGUAACUGGCCCAAGCCUCACUAUACUUUGCUGAUUACAGGCCUGUGCCGUUUCCAGAUUGUACAGGUCUUAAAAGAGAAGCCAUAUCCCGUUGCUGAAGUGGAACAGUUGGACCGGCUUGAGGAAUUUCCUAACACCUGUAAAACUAGGGAGGAGCUAGGAGAACUAUCAGAACAGUUUUACAAAUAUGCAGUACAAUUGGUUGAAAUGUUAGAUAUGUCUGUCCCUGCAGUUGCUAAAUUGAGACGCCUUUUAGAUAGUCUUCCAAGAGAAGCUUUACCAGACAUUCUGACUUCAAUUAUCCGAACGAGCAACAAAGAGAAGCUCCAGAUUUUAGAUGCGGUGAGUCUAGAGGAACGGUUCAAGAUGACCAUACCGCUGCUCGUCAGACAAAUUGAAGGCCUGAAAUUGCUUCAGAAAACCCGAAAACACAAGCAAGAUGAUGAUAAGCGGGUUAUAGCAAUACGUCCUGUUAGGAGGAUUACACACAUCCCAGGAGCUUUAGAAGACGAUGGCGAGGACGAAGACAAUGAUGACAUUGUCAUGCUAGAGAGAAAAGUACGAACAUCCAGUAUGCCAGAGCAGGCCCAUAAGGUCUGUGUCAAAGAGAUAAAAAGACUCAAAAAAAUGCCUCAGUCAAUGCCAGAAUAUGCUCUGACUAGAAAUUAUUUAGAACUUAUGGUGGAACUUCCUUGGAACAAAAGUACAACUG
This is a messenger RNA of Odobenus rosmarus divergens (Pacific walrus), 1094 nucleotides long. Its product is annotated as lon protease homolog 2, peroxisomal-like. The record is from RefSeq and is a predicted model, not a curated record. The annotation marks the transcript as partial. Gene Ontology annotation, cellular component: peroxisomal matrix. Lineage: Eukaryota; Metazoa; Chordata; Mammalia; Carnivora; Odobenidae. Gene Ontology annotation, molecular function: ATP binding; ATP-dependent peptidase activity; serine-type endopeptidase activity. The transcript has 6 exons. Gene Ontology annotation, biological process: protein catabolic process; protein targeting to peroxisome; protein processing.